This is a messenger RNA of Pogoniulus pusillus (Red-fronted tinkerbird), 1976 nucleotides long. It is a transcript of the gene TTC29, whose product is annotated as tetratricopeptide repeat domain 29. Gene Ontology annotation, cellular component: sperm flagellum. The record is from RefSeq and is a predicted model, not a curated record. Gene Ontology annotation, biological process: cilium movement. The coding region runs from base 251 to 1765 and encodes 504 amino acids. Lineage: Eukaryota; Metazoa; Chordata; Aves; Piciformes; Lybiidae. Gene Ontology annotation, molecular function: protein binding. The transcript is spliced from 11 exons.
ACAUAGGAAAUGUACUGUGGGCUGUAAUGAUUGGUGUCUGCCCUGGGAAAUGGCAUCAAGGCCAGAGCAGUCAUGGCUUCAUGCAAGCACAUCCUCUAAUUAUUGAAAGACCUGUGUGGAGUCUCAAUGUUAAUCAGUCUCUCAGAGACUUCAGCUUUAUGUGGUUAGUGCAGAUUUAUGGCAGUUUUCUUUUCUUGUUAUUAAAACUGAUAUUUCACAAGGAAGAAACUAUCUCCAGACAACUGUUAAAAUGCAAAGUUUCAGUCAUAAAAGGGAACUGCAGGAUCAUUCUGAGGCUAUUCCACCGAGAGCCCAAACAAGAAGGGUCAAAAUGAAUGUUUUGCCUCCAGCCGUCCUGCAAAGCCCAAGGGAGCAUCCCAGGUUCAUGGAGCAGAUUGUUUGCCCCUCAUUAGACUUGGCAAGGAUUCGUUUGAUCAGAGACAAAGAUGCCACAGAUGAUUAUUUGGUGAAGAAUAUCAAAGGGCUGUCAAAGCAAGAAGCUGCUGCGAACAGGAAUUCAUACAAGAAGAACAUCUGCAUAGACAUGCUGCGACAGGGUUAUCACGAGUCCUUCUCUGAGCUCCUCACUCUGAUACAGAAGUGGAAUGCCUUGAGGGAGGCUGCAGGGCCUGGGUCAGACAUAUGGCAGCAGAAGUCCCUGGAGGAGCAGCCUGAUAAGCUGGAUCAGCUUUACCACUUCCUGACCAGGGCUGAGGGGGCCCAGCGAGCAGGGCACUAUGAGGAAGUGUAUGACAACCAGCUUCAGUUGGCCUACUGUUUCACUGACCCCGAGGACAAAUGGCUAAGGGACUACUUCUAUGAGCGAUGCUUUAACACUGCUCAACGAGUGAAAAUAGAUGGUGGGAAAAGAGAGGCACAAGCACAUGUAAACAUGGGACUCAUCCGAGAGGAGCAAGGCCAUGUCGUGAGAGCUGCUGAGCAUUACGAAGCAUUUUAUCAGCUCGCAGAGGGCUCGACGUGGAAGGAUGUGACAGGUCGUACUUACACCUCACUGGCAUGUGAGCAUCUCUGGAGGAUUGAUACAUUACUGGCAGAUAAAAUGCUGGAAAACAAAGAACACCAACAGGCCAUCAGAAUGCUAAGAAAAGCUUCAAAACUGGCAAAAGAAGGAGGUGAUAUGAAGAUGGAAGGAGAAGCUGCUUAUUGCUUAAGCCUGGCAUAUCAUCUUGCUGGUGAACUGCAGGCAGCACUAAAACUUCUGGACACCUCUGUAAAAGUCUUCACAGCACUCUGUGAUUCUACUGGCCUAGGCAGAGCAUAUGCAGCUCUAUCCAAGAUCCUGCUAAGUCAGGGAAAAGAGACUGAAACUGUGAAGUGCCUGGAAGAGUUUAUGAAGACUGCUGAAGACUCUCAGCUAAGGCAGAGCCUGGUGGAUGCAUGUCUUUUACUUGGGAAUAUUUACCAUGAGAGAGGGCAGCACAGGGAAGCUUCUGCACGUUUCAGUCAGGCUUCUGAGGCAGCCAAAACGUCGAAUAAUUUGCCCUUACUGGAUGAAAUAAAGACUUACUGUGGCAUGGCAAAGGCUCAUGAGCUAAUGGUGGCCUUCAACAGCUGUCUAGAAGCAGAGGAUCCCCUCAGCCUCCAGUACCUGCUGGCAUGGAAGGAGAGCAGAAGUGACAUGUGCACUGACCCUCUUACAGUCGGAAUGUGGUCCUUCAGCGAAUGUCAUUAUUUUGAUCUUCAGAGAAAGGUGAUAAUGAUAACCUUCACUUGCAGUCAGUGUUUCACGUGCAUCCAGACAUGAGCUCCCUGUUACUAGCAGCAAGGAGCGAUUCCUGCGUGACACAGUGGACGCCGUUCUGAAUUCAGAAGAACACUCUGGUUUAUUUCUGGCAUCCCUGUACCUGGCAUUGCAGGGGAAGGAAGUGAAAGAGAAAACAACUCCCUCAUUUCUUCACUGUGUUUCCAGGUCUCAGGUAGAGAGUAGAGGAGGGCUUUGUGUGGAGUAGCCUUCU